AUGGCGGCUGCAGCAGCGGCGCUGCUGGCGGCGGCGGCGGCGCUGCUGGCGCCGGGCUCGCCGUGGGCGCACGGGCAGGACGCGUGGGGCGCCGGCAGGCGCGCGGCGCCGCCGCGGGGCCGCAUGGACCAGGCGCUGCUGCUCGUGCACAACGCGCUGCCCGCCGAGGGCCUGCGCCUCUCGGCCCUCUCGGCCGCCUGCUACCAGUGCUCCCCUCAGCUCCUGGCCUUCAUCCCCGCCUCCAACGGGAGCUCGAGGAGAGCGAGCACGGCGGCGGUGGCUGUGGACACCCAGCAUCCGCUCACCCUGCAGCUCGACGGCUUCUCCGAAAACAGAGCGCUCUGCAAGAUUCACUAUCAUUUUGGAGAAUCUGGCAACUAUUCUCUCGAGGUAAAGAUCCAAAGUGGGAGCACCCAAACAGUUUCUUGUGACCUAAGUGUCAAUGAAGACCCUAUCAACAGCUACCUCCCUAUUCUGUUUGCGUUCCUGGUUUACACGGGCAUCCUUGCGCUCGUGAUUGCUGGACACCUUCUCAUGAAAAUCGAUCCAGUCAGGAACUGGGUUUGCAAGAGACUGAACCCUAGAGAAACAGAACGUGUGAUUAAUUCCGAGCCUGGGUCCCCAAACAGAGUGGACUCCCCGAGCAGUGACCUCUCCUGCCAGCGCCUGUGGAGCAGCGUCCCGCGGCAGCGGCUGCGCUCCCUGGACACGUUCCGAGGGCUCUCUCUCAUAAUUAUGGUGUUCGUUAACUAUGGAGGAGGAAAAUACUGGUUCUUCAAGCACGAGAGCUGGAACGGAUUAACAGUGGCCGAUCUUGUUUUUCCAUGGUUUGUGUUCAUCAUGGGGACAUCAGUAUCGCUGUCUCUGAGCUCCAUGCUGAGACGGGGAAGUUCCAAGAAGAAGGUGCUCUUGAAGAUCCUCUGGAGGAGUUUUCUGCUAAUCCUGCUGGGGAUCGUAGUUGUGAAUCCCAAUUACUGCCUUGGACCGUUGUCCUGGGAUAAUCUGCGCAUUCCCGGGGUGCUGCAGAGGCUGGGAUUCACAUACCUUGUGGUUGCUGCUCUCCAACUCCCGUUUUCAGGAACUGCGGCUGAGAAUGUGCCGGAGAUGCCACCUCCGGCUCUGCAGGAUAUUCUCCCCUACUGGCCGCAGUGGGUUUUCCUUUUGACAUUAGAAGCGAUUUGGCUCUGCCUGACCUUUUUGUUACCAGUGCCAGGCUGCCCCAGGGGCUACCUUGGUCCGGGGGGCAUCGGCGAUUUUGGGAAGUAUCCUAACUGCACUGGAGGAGCAGCCGGUUACAUCGAUCGGUUGCUUCUUGGAGAAAAACACAUAUAUCAACACCCCUCGUCAAGCGUGCUUUACCAAACAAAAAUGCCCUAUGACCCUGAGGGCAUCCUGGGAACCAUAAACUCCGCUGUGAUGGCAUUUCUGGGACUGCAGGCAGGAAAAAUUAUCUUGCUGUACAAAGACCAGCACAAGCAAAUUAUGAGUCGAUUCUUCAUAUGGAGCAUAGUAAUGGGAAUUAUUUCUGCUGCCUUGACAAAAUGUUCUAAAAAUGAAGGCUUUAUUCCCAUAAAUAAGAAUCUAUGGUCAAUAUCGUACGUGACAACCCUGAGCUGCUUUGCCUUCAUCCUCCUCCUGCUGAUAUAUUACCUGGUGGAUGUUAAGAGGCUGUGGUCAGGUGCUCCGUUUUUCUACCCAGGAAUGAACUCGAUCCUGGUCUACAUUGGGCAUGAAGUAUUUCAAAACUAUUUCCCUUUCAAGUGGAAGAUGCAAGACAGUCAAUCGCACGCAGAGCACCUGAUUCAAAACCUUACUGCGACAACUCUUUGGGUCCUAAUCUCCUAUGUACUCUACAGGAAGAGGAUAUUCUGGAAAAUCUGAUGGAGUGGGCAAAGACUCCGACGGGAAAGCACGUAAAGUGGAUUAGCCUGAAGAUCUGGCACUUCUGCUAGGCUGUAUUACUAAAAAGGGAUCCUAAUUCCAAUUCACAGUCCCAUGGAAGCUGCUUUCACGAGUUUCAAGGGACCUAAGGGACUGUAAGCGCCUGUUUAGCAAAAAGUUGCUAACCUGCUGCAGUUGUUUGGUCUGUUUCCUGCAUUUUGUAUAUGUUUUACUGAUCUCUCUUUUGUAUUGAUAAACUGAAUAUAAUGCAGAUAAUUGAUAAACUGAAUAUAAAGCAGUUGGGCAGUUAAUGUGGCCCGACAGUGCUCACGAAGGGAACUACAAGGGGUCUGAGGUGGUCACUGUGUGUGAUGAUCCAGCGGGGACUUUGGUAGCAGUUGUUACAUCUUACGAGGCUCCAACUCACGUGUCUGGGGUUUGUGAAAGCUCUCGACCCCUGCAGCUUCCUGGUGCCACUCUGGCUCCUGGCACACAUUUCACGCUGCCGUCUUUUUGACUUGGGAGCGUGGGCUGCAUCCUGGCCCUGCGCUUGCCUAUGGAGGCGCAGUGACUGUCUGGGAAAGCUCACAGGUUGCCCACGCUGAGCUCCUCCAAGAGAAGCGCUCCCACCCGUAGUUCUUCGCUGUGCUGGCGCUAGGUCUUGGAUCGAAGCUCCGGCUUUAGGGUCCCGCUGAAACGUCUUGCCAAAGAUCUCCCCUAACGAGUUAUUAAUUGACAUGUAACUGCUGCCCUGGUGGGUGUAGAGGCCGCUGU
Messenger RNA from Nothoprocta perdicaria, 2655 nucleotides. RefSeq names its product heparan-alpha-glucosaminide N-acetyltransferase (gene HGSNAT). The record is from RefSeq and is a predicted model, not a curated record. Gene Ontology annotation, cellular component: lysosomal membrane. Bases 1 to 1881 code for a protein of 626 amino acids. NCBI's taxonomy places the organism in Eukaryota, Metazoa, Chordata, Aves, Tinamiformes, Tinamidae. Gene Ontology annotation, biological process: lysosomal transport. The transcript is spliced from 17 exons.